AUGAAUCUGAGGAGCAAGCGGAUCAGCUCCAGCAGUUCCGUGCGGAGCAGUGGGAAAGUGGGCAGCUUCGGCUAUAGUGGCGGCUUUAGCGGGAUGUCUCUUGGAGCCCCAGCACCCGGUUUCAGCAGCAGCACCACCUACUUCGGUCCCUCUAUAGCCAGCGUCUCUGUCAACAAGAGCCUCCUGGCACCUCUCAACCUGGAAAUUGACCCCAGCAUCCAGAUGGUGCGCACGCAGGAGAAGGAGCAGAUCAAGUCAUUAAACAAUCGCUUUGCAUCUUUUAUUGACAAGGUAAGAUUCCUUGAGCAGCAGAACAAGAUGCUGGAAACCAAGUUUGACCUGCUCCAGAAUCAGACCACAGGCAGGUCAAACAUUGAGCCCAUGUUUGAAGUCUACAUGGCCAAUCUGCGCCGACAACUCGACGUGGUUAACAACGACAAGAUGAAGUUGGAUGGAGAGUUGAGGAACAUGCAGGGGCUGGUGGAAGACUUCAAGCACAAGUAUGAAGAUGAGAUAAACAAGAGGAACAACCUAGAGAACGACUUUGUGAUUCUGAAAAAGGAUGUGGACUCUGCAUACCUAGUGAAGGCUGACCUGGAAGAUAAAGUGGGGUCUCUGACUGAUGAGCUCAACUUCCUCAAGAGCAUUUACGAUGAGGAGCUGCGUGAGAUGCAGGCCAGUAUCAAGGACACCUCAGUCAUAGUGCAGAUGGACAACUCCCGCAACCUCAACAUGGACCAGAUUGUGGCUGAAGUCAAGGCCCAAUAUGAGGACAUCGCGGCCAAGAGCCGUGAGGAGGCCGAGUCCUGGUAUAAGUCUAAGUUUGCUCAGAUUGCCAGCCAGGCCACGCAGUACAGUGAUGAGCUGAGGAACACCAAGGCAGAGAUCGCCGAGAUCAACCGCAUGAUUGGCCGUCUACAGAGCGAGAUCGAGGCAGUCAAGGCGCAGAGGGCCAAUCUGGAGAACCAGAUCUCUGAGGCAGAGGGCCGUGGGGAGCUGGCUGUGAAGGAGGCCAAGGCCCGGAUGAGGGACCUGGAGGAGGCUCUGCAGAGGGCCAAGCAGGACAUGGCCCGUCAGCUCAGAGAAUACCAGGAGCUCAUGAAUGUCAAGUUGGCUCUGGACAUUGAGAUCGCCACCUACAGGAAGCUGCUGGAAGGCGAGGAGGACAGAAUUGGACAGCAGGCUAUUGUCAAUAUUCAGUCAGUGCCCAAUUACAGCUCCAAAGGAAUAAAUGGGUACCCACAGAUCAGUUCUCCAUCAUCUAAAAUACUGAUCAAAACCACAGAGGUCAGAGACAACACCAGGUUCACACACUGA
Messenger RNA from Electrophorus electricus (electric eel), 1317 nucleotides. Its product is annotated as keratin, type II cytoskeletal 8. Gene Ontology annotation, biological process: intermediate filament organization; keratinization. Gene Ontology annotation, cellular component: keratin filament. The record is from RefSeq and is a predicted model, not a curated record. NCBI's taxonomy places the organism in Eukaryota, Metazoa, Chordata, Actinopteri, Gymnotiformes, Gymnotidae. Gene Ontology annotation, molecular function: structural constituent of skin epidermis.